Molecule: messenger RNA, 607 nt
Organism: Varanus komodoensis (Komodo dragon)
Lineage: Eukaryota; Metazoa; Chordata; Lepidosauria; Squamata; Varanidae
Gene: NPFF
Product: neuropeptide FF-amide peptide precursor
Exons: 3
Coding region: 1-402 (133 amino acids)
Biological process (GO): excitatory postsynaptic potential
Cellular component (GO): axon terminus; dendrite; perikaryon
Molecular function (GO): neuropeptide hormone activity; G protein-coupled receptor binding
Source: RefSeq, a predicted model, not a curated record
AUGGACGCCGCCCGCUUCUUGCUGACCCUGGCCUUGCUCUCGGGUGGCCUGGGCUCGGGCCGGGGCCGGGAGGAAGAGGGCCUUGGCUCCAAGGAGCUGUUGGCCGAAGAGCCCUGUGCAUAUCCAGAGAGGCUCCUAGACUGGUUGCAGCAAGAAAAUGAAGAGCACGCUGCCCAGAGCCCCCCUGAGGAGCAUCCGCUGGGCGUCCUCCUCCGCUCCCUCCUCCAUGCAGUGCAGAGGCCUGGCCGCAGCCCUUCCUUUCUGUUCCAGCCUCAAAGGUUCGGCCGGGACACCAGGGCCAGCCCCAGCAGUGGUAGCAGGAUCAUUCCACGGGCUUGGGAUUUGAUGGCGCCUCAGUUUCUGAGCAUGGCUGCUCCACAGCGCUUUGGCAAGAAAAAAUGAAACUGGGAAGCCCGAGAGGAAAAGCAACCCACUCAGAACUACGGUCUGCUGGAUUCUGCCAAACAGGAUCGAAGCAUCUCAUCUCUCUUCUCUUCCUACGUCUGUGUCUUGUCACUGCGGUUUGCCUGAGUGCCUGGCUCUCCUGAGCUUGUGCUUUGCUCAUUGUUAACAAGAAGAAUUAAAAACAAGUUGUGACAUCUUGGAA